AUGACAUUAGAAAAUAAAGGCAUUUUUGAAUGGGAUGUUAUUAUUGAGAAAAAAAGCAUUCGUUCUUGGGUCGGAGUAUGUGCAACAGAAAAUUUCAAUUAUGAAAUGGCUGCAGGAUUACAAUCUACUGGAUGGGUAUUAGGUUCUAGUGGUUGUGUUCGUCAUUCUGGAAUUAGUAUAGAAAAUUAUUGUCCUCCAUUUGGAGAUGGUACAAAAGUUACAGUUCAUUUAGAUAUGAAUAAGAGAACUUGUUCUUUUACGAUCAAUGGUAAAAAGUAUCGAGAAGUAUCAGAAUGGAAUUUACCAUCAAAACUUCAUCCAGUAAUAUCUUUAUAUUAUCCUGGUCGCUUUCGAAUUCAGCCUCAUGAAAGUA
Messenger RNA from Rhizophagus irregularis DAOM 181602=DAOM 197198, 373 nucleotides. The record is from RefSeq and is a predicted model, not a curated record. Lineage: Eukaryota; Fungi; Glomeromycota; Glomeromycetes; Glomerales; Glomeraceae.